UCCUCAUUUAGCCUAAGCUACAGUAUGACACAGGACACAUGCACACAGCCAUGGUAAUUGUUAUGACGGACCUGUUAUUUGCAUUCGUAGUAGCAUUGACCUUCAUGAGCUAUGAGCUACAACAAAAUUGUGUCGGUGGGUCCCCAAGGAGAGAUUUGAGAACAUCAAACUCUCUCCUGGCGGCAUUAGAGGGUGGCCAUGCUCAGUCAAGUGUGUGCGGUACUGCUCCUCUCAACACUAAGAUCGUUGGAGGUCAGGAUGCUGCUCCAGGGAGCUGGCCGUGGCAGGUCAGUCUUCAAAAUGACCAGGGACAUUUUUGUGGAGGCUCCCUUAUCAACAACGGUUGGGUGCUGACUGCUGCUCACUGCUUCCCCAGCACCAACACAUCUGGUUUGCUUGUCUACCUGGGGCGGCAGUAUCAGCAAAGCAUUAACCCCAACGAGGUGUCCCAAUCGAUCGCUCAAAUCAUCGUCCACCCAAGCUACAACAUUGCAACACAUGACAACGACAUAUGUCUCCUGCAGCUCUCAUCAUCUGUAGCCUUCACUGACUACAUCCAGCCAGUCUGCUUGGCGGCUGCAGACAGUACCUUCUUCAAUGGAACUGUUAGCUGGGUCACCGGAUGGGGAAAUAUCAACAGUAAUGUGCCUCUACCCUCCCCUGGGAACCUACAGGAGGUGGAAGUCCCAGUAGUGGGGAACAGGCAGUGUACCUGUCUCUAUGCGGGAGUGGAUACAAUCACCAACAACAUGCUCUGUGCUGGCCUACUAGCUGGAGGAAUGGAUGCCUGCCAGGGAGACUCCGGGGGGCCAAUGGUGAGCAAACAAGGCCAGGUGUGGAUUCAGGCUGGAGUUGUAAGUUUCGGACAAGGCUGUGCCCAAGCAGAUUUUCCAGGAGUGUACGCCAGAGUAUCCCAAUACCAGGACUGGAUCAACAGCCAGAUUAGUACUAACCCUCCUGGCUUCGUCACAUUCUCCUCCAGUGGGACUGACUCUGACCUAAAUGUCACCUGUGCUGCACUGUCCCGGGGGACCACAUUCCACUUCUCCUCCUUCUUUUUCUCCAUAUUUCCUCUUUAUCUCUCUCUUCAUCUCUCUUCAUAGGUAGCAACAAGCAUGCCCAACUAACCUGAGUAUCUGUCCUAGGAUUGCACAUUUUCCUAAAAUCUAAAUGGCACCAUUCCUGGAAUAAUAACAAUAAUCCACAAUUACGGAAUCCUCCCACAGCAUUUAGGGUGUAAAAAUCACCACAGAUUUUAAUAAUUUAUAAUAUAGUAUAUGCAAAUGAGAAAUUUUGAUAUUUAUUUUAAUAAUGGUCAUAUUAAGAACAUUUGUGCAAAAGAGCCUAAUUUUUUUAAAUUAUACAAUAAAUGUAUUACAACUCCCA
This is a messenger RNA of Esox lucius (northern pike), 1386 nucleotides long. RefSeq names its product tryptase. The transcript has 7 exons. Gene Ontology annotation, biological process: proteolysis. Gene Ontology annotation, molecular function: serine-type endopeptidase activity. Bases 39 to 1103 code for a protein of 354 amino acids. NCBI's taxonomy places the organism in Eukaryota, Metazoa, Chordata, Actinopteri, Esociformes, Esocidae. The record is from RefSeq and is a predicted model, not a curated record.